Trichechus manatus latirostris (Florida manatee) is the source of this 1791-nucleotide messenger RNA. RefSeq names its product golgi associated kinase 1A (gene GASK1A). Lineage: Eukaryota; Metazoa; Chordata; Mammalia; Sirenia; Trichechidae. The transcript is spliced from 4 exons. The record is from RefSeq and is a predicted model, not a curated record. Gene Ontology annotation, cellular component: Golgi apparatus.
AUGCUUCUUGACCUAGACUAUGAUCUUUUCAGUCCCUAGUGUACCCAGAGGCCCCUUGUCUCUGUCCCCAUUGUUCUGUGGGUUGGGGCUGACAUCUUUCCCAGGUCUCAAACUUUCUCUUUCUACUUCCUCCACCCCCAGGCAUCUUGGCUCUGGAGAAGGCUGCGUGGCAAGAGGCGGUCAGUGGUGACAUUCUGCCUCUUGAUGACCCUGUCUGCGGUGGCUGUCACCCGCUUCCCCUCACUGCGUCCAGCCACUGGCCCGGACCCUGGUUCCAUGGAGCCGCAGUGGGUCACGGGUGUCCCUGCUCCCCAUGUCCGGCAGGCUCUGAGUUUCAGCCGGAGGCAGCGGGCAAGAAGCCUGGGGUUCCGGAGAGGCUUGGCUUUGCUCAGGAACUCCAACUUGGUCUGUGCUGAGAAGCAAGGCCACAGAGCGAGAGUGGACAGAAGCAAGCAGUCCCCAGGAGGGGACAGCAGGAGUCCAGGUAGGGUCAGGAGGGACAUUGCUUCGGAAGCCUGUGAGCCAGACAGUCCCAUCCGGGAGACACAGAGCGAGACGAGCACCCUGGUCAGCCAGCUCACAGGGAGCGACAUAACCACUUUCCGGACUUGGAGAGCCACUGCUGGACCCACCCUCCAGCCCCACCCAGCUGAAGGCAGGGAGCUGCCAGGAGCUGAGAAGAGAGCCUUGGCUGGUGGGCAACAUGCCAGGGACUCUGGCCCGGCCCGGGGGGCUCGUCAGUGGCCUGGCUCUGUUGGGGAGUUGCAAGGUUCUGUCUGGUGUAACACUGAGACGCCUGGGCUGUUGACAGGCUUGAGAACUGGCAGGCAGGUUCCCCCAUGGUUCACAGAGCAUGAUGUGCAGACCCUUGGGCUGCUGGCCCGUGGGGAGGUGGUAGGCAAGGCCCGAGUCCCCGGCCAUGGGCAGGUGCUGCAGGUCAGCCUCUCUGUCGAGGGUGCCCUUCAGGACACAUCUGCUCCCGGGCUCGGCCAGCUUUGCUCCCAGGGGCUCUGCGGCCUCAUCAAGAGGCCUGGGGACCUGCCUGAGGUCCUGUCCUUCCAUGUGGACCGUGUGCUGGGGCUGCGGCGGAGCCUGCCUGCAGUGGCCCGGCGCUUCCACAGCCCCCUGCUGCCGUACCGCUACACGGAUGGUGGCACAAGGCCCCUCAUCUGGUGGGUGCCUGACGUGCAGCACCUGGCUGAUCCUAACGACGACCAGAACUCUCUGGCCUUAGGUUGGCUGCAGUACCAGGCCCUGCUGGUUGACGGCUGCAGCCGGCCGGGCCAGGCCCUAUGCCUGGGCAUCCACCGCGCCGAGUGGGCACGCCUGGCACUCUUCGACUUCCUGCUGCAGGUCCAUGACCGCCUGGAUCGCUACUGCUGUGGCUUUGAGCCUGAACCCUCGGAUCCCUGUGUGGAAGAGAGGCUCCGGGAAAAAUGCCGGAACCCUGCUGAGCUGCGACUGGUCCACAUCCUGGUCCGGAGCAGCGAUCCAUCUCAUCUAGUCUACAUCGAUAAUGCAGGAAACCUUCAGCACCCGGAGGACAAGCUCAACUUUCGGCUGCUGGAAGGCAUAGAUGGGUUUCCAGAGUCUGCCGUGAAGGUCCUUGCAUCAGGCUGUCUACAGAAUAUGCUGCUCACGUCGCUGCAGAUGGACCCGGUGUUCUGGGAAAGCCAAGGCAGGGCCCAGGGCCUGAAGCCGGUUCUCCAGACCCUGGAGCGGCGAGGACAGGUCCUGCUGGGACACAUACGGAAGCACAACCUGACGCUCUUCGAGGACGAGGACCCAUGA